CCGGCAGAUAUCUCAGAUAAAUAUGUAGUUUCGAGAGCUUUGGGGGUUUUUUUUUUUUUCCCUUUCCACGAAGCAAUCAAUCCCCUUAAAAGGUAGCCCCACCUAUUUUUGUCUCUACCCGCAUAGCCCAUCCCGUAUUAACAAAUGUCCCUCCCCCGGCCUGGAGCUCACGCAAACUCCCCCCCGGAGGUCGCAGCGCCCCCUGCUCCCCCAGUCCAGCAUAGUCUACCGAGGGGGAUCGGAGUGGAGAUUUAAAGUUCGCAUUUGGGCGAACAGUGAGGGUAAAACUCCUAGCAGGCACCGCAGAACUCUUCGGCACCGAACUGGCAGCCUCCCAAACAUAUACCUUCUCCGGAACAAAAGCCGCAAUCUACACAUGGCACGGCUGCACGCUGGAAGUGAGCGCGGGCGACCCCAUCGCCAUUGGCGGGUUGGGCAGCGCACCCCCGCCGCCCGGCACCGGUAGCGGGGGCUGCCAGGUCGAAUACGUGGCGGAGGAGACGCCCAUGGCCGAGUAUGUCAACAUCCACGGCGCGCUGGAGACGAUGCGCGCCCGAGGCGAAGGCUAGCGGCCGCGAAGGCCGCCGCUACUCAUCCUGGGACCGGAGGAUGCGGGCAAGACGAGCUCACGAAGAUACUGACGGGCUACGCGACGAAGCGGGAGCGGCAGCCUGUUGUGGUCAACCUGGACCCGUCGGAGGGCAUGCUGAGUGUCCCCGGUAGCUUGACGGCGACGGCGUUUCGAUCUAUGGUGGAUGUGGAGGAAGGGUGGGGGAGUAGCCCCAUGUCUGGCCCCAGUCCUAUACCGGUGAAACUGCCGCUGGUGUAUUUUUAUGGGUUGCCGAGUCCGUUGGAUGCGGAGGGGCAGGUGUAUAAGCCCAUUGUGUCGAGGUUGGCGUUGGCGGUUGCCGGGCGGUUGGCGGAGGAUAGGGAUGCGGGGGAGGCGGGGAUUGUUAUUGAUACGCCUGGGGUUCUUAGCCAGGGGGGGAAGGGGGAGGAUGUUAUUCACCAUAUCGUUACUGAGUUUUCGAUCACAACAAUCCUCGUACUAGGCUCUGAACGCCUCUACAGCUCCAUGGUAAAACAUUACGACAACAAACCCAUCUCAACAUCCACAUCCACCACCUCCGCCGCUGCGGGAACAGCCACCCCGUCCACCCUCGAUCGUAUAUCCGUCGUCAAAGUGACAAAAUCCGGCGGCAGCGUUGACCGCGAUGCCUCCUUCAUGAAGUGCGUCCGCGACUCGCAAAUCCGCUCUUACUUCUUCGGCAACCCCAUCCCUUCCACCGCCUCUUCCGCCCUCUCCCUCUCUGCGACCUCCUCAGGAACAACAAUCACCCUCUCCCCGCACGCGCAACAGCUCGACUUCGACGCUCUCUCCAUAUACACCAUCACCGCCACGCUCGAGGACGAUGACGACUACGACCCUUCCACCUUCGGUAUGAAUGACUCCUUCCUACCCGGCGGCAUCAACGACCGCGACGACGAUGAGAAUCUACAAACACAGCAACAGCAACAGCAGCAACAACAACAACACCAGUACCAGGAAAUCACAGACCACACAACAACCACCUCCCCCUUCCUCUCCUCCCCCACCACCGCCACCACCACCACCACAUCAACGACAGCGACAUCACCAUUCACUCACCCGUCCUCCAUCCCUCUAAAAAAGCUGCCCCCCUCCACAACCUCCCCCGUCCCACUAGCGCUAGAAAACACCUUGCUAGCAGUAACACACGCAGCCCCCAACGCCCCGCUCCAUGAGAUCCGCGACGCGAGCGUCAUGGGCUUUGUUUAUGUGGCCGGCGUAGAUGAGAAGAAGGCGAAGAUUAGAGUGCUGGCGCCCGUUGGGGGGAGGGUGCCUAGUCGAGCUAUGAUAUGGGGGAAGAGGUGGCCGGGGGAGUUGGUGGGGUUGGUUGGGUGAUUUGGGGAGGGGGGUUUGGGUGAAGCGUGGGUUAAGGAAGUGGAGUGGAGAUUUUAGCCAUAGAUACAUAAUGAAUAAAUGACAGUGGAGCUAGCUCUUCCUACCUCCCUGGUUACUCCCUCUACCGUUGCUAGACAGUAGAUAAUAGCAUGCAAGUAUUUAAGUACUAAUGAACUUUCAAGCAGAUACUCCGUAGUCCGUAUAUUUGGGUGGGGUGGAGGCGGGAGAAGACAAACUAUGUUUCCUUCUUUUCCAUUAUUUAACUAUUAUUUUCUUCCUUUCUUUCUAAGUCAAUAGAUCGUGUCAUCCUACGGAUAUCAUGUCUUUUACUUAUGAGUGGUGCUAUUGAUUCAGCAGCAACCUACUAUGUCCUCUGCUACAUAUGCGUUACAUAUUUGAAUAACGACUAAGACCGAUGCUAUCUCAGGACUGAAUCCCAUGGAGCGCAAGAAUUCUACAUAAACAAUUUCAGGCACAGUAAUUGAACAUUGCAGUAAUUUAUACA
This is a messenger RNA of Blastomyces gilchristii SLH14081, 2429 nucleotides long. Its product is annotated as mRNA cleavage factor complex II protein Clp1. The transcript is spliced from 3 exons. The coding region runs from base 704 to 1924 and encodes 406 amino acids. Gene Ontology annotation, molecular function: polynucleotide 5'-hydroxyl-kinase activity. Gene Ontology annotation, biological process: tRNA splicing, via endonucleolytic cleavage and ligation. Gene Ontology annotation, cellular component: nucleus. The record is from RefSeq and is a predicted model, not a curated record. NCBI's taxonomy places the organism in Eukaryota, Fungi, Ascomycota, Eurotiomycetes, Onygenales, Ajellomycetaceae.